This is a messenger RNA of Scedosporium apiospermum, 3216 nucleotides long. RefSeq lists its product as uncharacterized. Gene Ontology annotation, molecular function: 5'-3' DNA helicase activity. The coding region runs from base 1 to 3216 and encodes 1071 amino acids. Lineage: Eukaryota; Fungi; Ascomycota; Sordariomycetes; Microascales; Microascaceae. The record is from RefSeq and is a predicted model, not a curated record. The transcript has 6 exons.
AUGACGUCUUCCGCCAAGGCAGGUUCUGCUACGGCUUGGAACAACAGAACCUUCGUCAAGGACUGUGCCGUCUUCGCUAGCGACGAGUUCAGCCCCGUCCUUGCUGCAGGGAAGCCCCUAGGCACAAACCUCCCAAAGAUUGGCGCUCGAAUCUUUAGCUUCAGAGCUGCCGAUACGGAUCCGUGGAUAGGCUUUGUCCUCGAAUUCCCUUUGGGGAAGAGUCAAGAAAGCAACGAUGACUCUGGUUUUGGCGUCCGCUACCACUUUGAUCGAGCGCCCAAUGCAGGUGGCAAGGACGGCCCCUCCGGACCUGGCAUUCGGCAACUUGACAUGCACAGGAUUACCGUCAAGUUUCCUCGCGGCGAUGUCGCCUUUUCCUGCCACGAAGCGAAGCCAGAGCAGCUCGCUGUCUUCCCAAACGCCAAGAAUGUGAAGAAGGGCUUGACAAUAGUUUCGGCCAUGCUGAGAAGCCCUGCCCGAGUGGAUGGAUUUGGCAUACCAUUCGCAAAUCCAGAGGACCAGGAACUCGAGGGUUGGGUAAACGACAACCAGCCCAUCGUCGACGGCGUGUCGCUUCUCGACUUUCUAAGUCGAGACACCUUCCAUUUCCUAGUCGACUACCAGCUUCGGGAGACGAAAUGGGAGCUAAGGGAGGAACUACUCCCUCCCUCUUUCCAUUACCCGUACGGCGACCAACAUGAUUGGAAGCCGGAAAGGUAUAAGCGGCUCUUGGAGACAGCAAAGAGCGAUCGGCAAUUUUUGCCUGCCUAUUCAUAUCCUGAUGACAACGCUCAUCUGGCGGUAGUGACACAAGCGAACAUCCAGGAUAUCUUCUGGCUUCACCUAGCCGCAGAGGAAAUCGCAAAACGCCGAUUCCCAGCCUACUUUGUGCCGAUCGGAUUCGCUGGUCCCUCCGACGCCAAGACCUUCUACGCUAUCGUCGCUCUGACGCCGCAAUUCAAGGCAAAGUAUGAGGCUCCUUGGCGUCGACUGGCCAAAGGCGGGGUGUUGCGCGUCAACCUCUACGGCACCGCCGAGCAGGUAGAGCCCGAGGCCUGCUGGGACGCCAUGCUGGUUGAACAUCCGGAAGGUGUUCAGCUCCUAGCGGCCCAUCCGACCGAAAAAUAUGAGGUCGUGCUCAAAGUACGACGUCCCAAGGUCGGUCCCCAGUACGCGGCCAAGACACCUACUAAUCCCGAAGCGUUCGAGGCCAUGGAGGAUAUGUCUGCGGCGUCAAUGGCCAGUUUUUAUGAGCGCCACGGAUACCGUAUGGAUCUUCAUCGCGCUCUCAUGAGGGGGACGGGAUUUUACGAGUGGAUGACCCAGGGCGGUCCCGCCGGUGGUGAUGUGAAAGGUCAACACUCUAUUGAGGUUGACGAUUCCUCUAUCAUUAAUCAGGUAGCCGAAGCUUUGGAUUCUCGUACACUGGGCAAGUCGAAGUCUGGAGCGCUGCGAUCUCUUCCGGUAGUCAACUUUCUCAACAUCCAAGGCCAGAAAUACAUCGAGGCCUUAAUGCAGGAAGUCCUACCUGAAGAUCGUAGCAGGCUUUCCAAAUAUCUCAGUCAUAGAGCACUCGGUCUCGGCAUGGUGUUGGCAGGGCCUGGUUUUGGUAAAACGACAGUGUUAUCUGUCGCAACACUCGCCAUGCAGGCUAGGCUCGGUCCCAUCCUCGCUUCCGGCCCAUCGAACAUCGCGGUAGACAAGUUCGCCGAACGCCUGGACAGAGUCACCAAUUCUGUGUGUGACCGCUACAGUAAGGGAAAGCCCCAUGACGCUGAAGGCCAGGCACGCCGAAGGUUGGUCGUCCGCGGUUACCGUCUCGAACACGAGUACUCCGCCUUUCUGCAUUUGCUCGAGAAGCCUACCGAUGCCGACAAUGCAGCCCCGAGCCGAGAAUGGGGUAACCCGUCACAAUGGAAACUCCAUCUCUCCGUGGCGUUCUGGGCCCUCGUCUGCCUUCGAAGUCAGGCAACUGAAAACAUUCGUCAGCUUCACCCUGACGAUUGCCUAGCCUUACACAAGCUCCGUCUCAAGAUGGACAAGGACGUAGAGUACGAGCGUCUGCGAGCUGUGGCAUCUGGAGGCAUGGCCUGGGAAGAAUACCAAGGAGGACUUGGCCCGAUCCAGCCGCACCUCGUCAGCCAUGUCUUUGAAUGGAUUGUUAGCCACGCUGACAUUCUAUGUACCACUCCCGCCAUGACAACUGUGGGCAAGGCGUACCCGCGUUUUAAGGGCGAAACGGCAAGGGGGGUGGCAGUUGACGAGGCCGCCAACAUGAACCGGGCCGACCUGGCUUGCGUCUGGGGGAAUACCCUACUCCCCUGUUUACUUGGCGGCGAUCCGAGGCAAUUGCCGCCGACUAUCAUGACUGGCCAUGAAAAGGACUCCACCGGCCACUUCAUCCACCGUCUGGCAGAUGACGGCAAGAUUUCACCUCUGGCAUUCUUCCAGGCCACAGGAAUGCCCGUAUUUCGCCUACGUAAGCAAUUGCGUAUGGCCAAGGGCAUGUUUGACUGGAUUGCUGAGGAGGUUUACCCUGAGGUGAAGUUCCAGUAUGGUGCAAAUUGUACCAUCAAUCUUCCCCAGUUUAAUGUCGGCAGAGAUCUAGAAGCCUACAUCCAGGCAAGGCAUCCUGGGGUAAAGCCCUGUCCUCCCGGGCAAUUGCUCCCUGUCUUCCUGCAUUGCCAGGGCUCUCGUGUGUUUAUCGACGACAUGACCGGGUCCAAGAGAUGCCCUGGCCAGGUUAAAGCUGCUCUGGACUUUGCGACAGCCUUCGUGAAAUCCAAGAAGGCUGAUGCAGCUCGACUUGCCAUCAUUGCUCCAUACGCAGCCAACGUUCAACUGGUUGGGCAGAUGGUCAAGCAUCCCGAAUACUCGGCACUCAGGGCGAUGCCACCCGCAUCGACAGUGGACGGCUACCAGGGCGGGGAGGCGGACAUUGUUAUUGUAGUGAUGGGUACCACUUCGGCUUCUGGCCCGGGCUUUACGAGCGACGCGCAGCGUCUCAACGUCAUGUUCACCAGACAGAGAUGCGGCCUCGUGAUCGUCGGAGACCUAUAUGUCUGCGGCCCUGUCGACAAGCCUAACUUUUCGAGGAAGGUCAAGCUAGUGGACUACGAUGGGCAUGAGACCUGGACCACCGCCACUCUGCUCCGGAAAAUGUACAACAGACUGUACAAGGCUGGUCGGGUAGUCCGAGUGAGCAGCACCAUCUAG